AUGGUUGAUGGUAAAUGUUGGGUCGCAACCGACACUGGACCUCUUGGCACAGUGGUGGCGAUAUCCAGCAUUGAAUCGCAAGCAGGCAGAGAAGGCCUGCCAAGCGGGAAGUUCCUAAAUGCUGUUUUACUGAAACACAGUGCUCCAGGAAAGUUCAAGUCUGCUGCACUCCAGCAGCUAGUUUACGAAUCCCAUGGCAUUUUUCGUCGAGCGCAGCUUCAACAGAAACAGGCUGGGCUGGAAAUAGGAGAUAUUUUGUCGCUAAGUUUGGAGUAUCGAUCUGUAAUCCGAUCUGCUUUGUUAUCUGUGGAUGAGUCAGAUGAGGAUACGUGUAGUUUGCUUAGCUCUUGGGAACUUAUAUGGUCUCUUAUGGAAACAGUUUUUUUCAAGCCAUCUUCUUCAUCUAUUGUGGUAGAUCUCAUUGCUUGGGCGCGGAUCUGCCUUGUGAAGACAGAUUAUAUUGAUGAAAUAUCUUCGUGUUUACUGCCGAGUAAAAUUCGUAGAUUAGACAAAGAAAUUUUUUGGAAACAAGUUAUAAAAGAUGAUGCGCUUAAAAAGCUUUCUGAAAUCAUUGACCAGUUUGAUGUUUCUGCUUUUUGCGAUAUGGAUUCUGAAGGGGAUCUGUCAAGGUUAAGACAGAACUUGCGUGGGCUGGUGGAAUCUGGUUUGUUUGAGAAAGGGUCGGAAGCAUUCAAAAUAGCUAUGCUUCUGAUGGGUCACCUUCCUACUUUCAAAGCAAUUUCAUCGUUUUCAUCUCACUGGUUUGAGAUCCUACCGCUUUAUGCAUUUCUUUAUCGACCAAACGCACAGUUGGAAGAGUUACCAGGUUUGGCAAAGGAGUGUGCCGGGCUACUGAGUUCCAAAGAAGAAAUCGAAAUUGAUACAAUAGUAGGUGCAGUGUGUUCUCUUGAUGCUCUCUUAGCAGUCCAGCAAAUUGCAAGAUUUAAUCAAGAUUGGUGGUUAGCUGCUCACUUGUCGGAUCUUUUGCGAAAGGUAAAUAGUGACUUAAUGAACGCAUAUGGGAUUGAUGCCAGGCAACAUUUGUUAAUGGAGUACGGUACGCAGUUAUUUGAAGAACCAGGUAUGUGGUCAAUUGGUUUUGACUACCUAUUAGAAUGUGGAGCUGAGGGUGAGGAGAGGUUGGCUCUUUUGAUCUCUAAUUUUCAAGUCGAUAAUGAGGCAGUAGCGUUGAAGCUUAUUUCCCGUUGUUCCGUUGAAGGCUAUGGAGAUUUAGUGGGCGAUAUAGAACGGUCGCUUUCCUUAAGGUUUCUGUUGACAGGACAGUGGUCAACUGCUUUGAUAUGGGGAAUGCGGACAGAGGAUUCAAAACUUCUAGAAACCAUUUCCAACCGUAUCCUUGCACAAUGCUCAUCCGAAGACAUUGCAAAGAUGUCGAUAUUAGAGGGGUUAAAUGAGAUAAUUUUGGUUUCACCGUCUCUAGUUUUCUUACAUAAGUAUUAUCACUACAAGAAAUUGUUUGUUUCUGGACAGAAGAAAGCUGCGGCUCUUUGUUUGGUAAGUGAUGAACUGUGUCUGACCUUUCAUUAG
This is a messenger RNA of Enterobius vermicularis (human pinworm), 1548 nucleotides long. The record is from the annotation of a GenBank genome assembly. NCBI's taxonomy places the organism in Eukaryota, Metazoa, Nematoda, Chromadorea, Rhabditida, Oxyuridae.